AUGGAGCAGACAUGUCAAGGCGUUGCUUCCGAUACCGUGGAGUCCCCAUCCUCCUCCCUAGUUUUGUCUGUAGCUGAUGCGUGGGCCAGUAUACGAGCGUACUUUAUGGAGGUGCAGGCCGCAGUGGAAGAUGUUGCAUUGGCUGAAAUUGCUGACCGUCUGCCACAUGUGACACACUCGUUGGAGGUAAUACGGAAGGCGCUUCUGCAAGAACGGUCGCAGAUGAUGCAAACCGGGUUUGUACCGCAGGUAAGAAAAGUGGACACAUACUGUGCAGACAGCGUCAGUAGCAAGAGUGACGUCCUCAUUUCAUUGCAGAGACCGAGUUUCAAGGAUCCCAAUAGCAGCAGCCAUUUUGGAAGCAAAGCCUGUACCGAUGGGGUUUGGCGACUGCCCCCGUGUUACACAUUUCUUUGGGAUGAGCCAUUGCUUACGUCUCAUGAGGGGGAGAACGCCGUGGACGAGGGGGAAAUAUCCCCUAUUGGGGAUAUUUUUCUUUUUUCCUUGUGCCAGUUUGCCAAACACGAUGAUCCACCGGGUGCUCGACGUAUCAUACUUUGGUUUUUGUCUCGUUUGCUCUCGGAGGAGGAUCUUCCAUGUUUACCAUACAGAGGAGAUCCACCACGAUCGCUGUUGCAGAUGUUUCCUGGCAACACGGUUGUUCCACUGAUGGAUAUGCUUCGUCAGGUGGCGGCCAGGCUUCGACCAAAAACAGUAGGCAAAGAAGACACCAUGGGAAUGUCUUCAACAUCCAACACUCGAGAAUCAAACACGGAUGCGAUGGAGGAGGAACGCGAGGCACUUCUUAACCUCUUGUGUGCAUUGACGGAAAGGAUGGAACAAGUUCCUGCGUUGGCCAUGUUUUUUAUUCCCGAAGCUGUGACAGAUGCAAAGGAAGAAGUAGACUUCGAAACAAACCCCGAAUCGCCACCGACUGUUGGUUCUUCUUUUAGUAUUCUGCACGAAUUGCUGGUUUACGCUACAAUUCGGGGAGAAUCCGUUCACCCCAGCAAACAACAAACGAUUUAUCAACUGGCAUUGCGGGGACUGCUUAGUCUUGCCAAAUGUCCUGAUCCAGCGAUACAGGAUUAUGUGAAGAAGCAAACUGCAGUGGCAUCAGCAACUUUAAUGGGGGCACGAACAACUCUCCUUACUUUAUGCACAGUCCCUUACAACGAUGACACUAACGCACAGCUCACUUACCUCUCUGAGUUGCUGCGUUUCUGGUCGCAGCUGAUAUUAUUGUCCCCUGCUGUAUCAGAGGCUUGGGGAGUAGAGGCAAUGAUCGAAAGUAGUUUUGUCCACGGUGCACUUGUGCCGCUGUUUUGUUCAGCAGAAGAGAAAGUGUACGCUGCCGCCGCUCUUGUGACGGCAAGAACUGUACGUUUUGUGGGCCGAUCGCCUUCUUUUUACGUUUCUGCUGUGACGCGGGCGUUGCUGGGCACACAUAUUGACCGUUUGAGUGGAAAUCCAAUGCGGUUGACUGUUACUCCCAGAGAGAUGCUGUCUUCUUUACCGUCGACGGUGACUUUGCUAGAAUACGUCUUGUUGCCGCAUCUUGCAAUACCGAGCGAUGAAGACUGGAGCUGCACAGAGGUUACGUUGUACCUGCUAGAUACAAUUGCACUGUACGAACCGGUGCUAUUUAUGGAGUUUGCCCUUUCCCUGUCCAUUUCCACACUUGCUGAGGUGUAUGUGGAAGCGCUCCAACGUGCUCUACAGUCUGAGCCAAAAAAUGCAUAUGGAAAAAGCACGACUGUUACUAGUGAUGGAGAUGAUACUUCUGUUACGAAUUCUUUGCCAGACAAGGCGAGAAAUGCAGAAUAUCUUCAACAGUUGACGUCUGAGUUGGAACUUUCCGCCGCUGAAACAUCCCCAUAUCUGGAUGUCACGGAAUGCUUUUCUGCACGUUUACGAGCUCCGAGGGGAAUCAUGCUAUGGACCAACGCAGAGACCAUUGCGGAGGAAAUCCUUUCCCGUCUGCUGCUAGUGGAGAGUCAUGUUCCUGCGUGCAUUCUUGAGAAGAGACAACGCAUCAUGAACCGUUCUUGCAGAGGUGUGGAUGAGGAAUUUUUGGAAUCCGUGCUUGAAGGUAGUGGCCAUAGUCAGACGCUCCAGGAAACUUCUUUUGCCUCGAUGGACAAUCAGGCCGCAAAAAAGGAGUCGAAUAAUAUUUGGUUUCACAUUGGGGUUCACCAAUCGCCACUUGUGGAGCGUCUCUGUGAGAUCACUUCCAAAAUGUUGAUAAUUCCCUCCAUUGUUUGCUCACUUUUAACGCAACUGUGGUCCACCAUCUGUGUCUUGCCGGACUUUCGUGUCCUGUACACUCUCAUGGACUCUAGGUACGGCCAACUCCGCCAGGCCUUGUUUAAACUGCGCGACACCAUUGACGAGGGACUUCAACACGACGAAGACGUGGCAUUUGCGCUUGCAUCUGCAGCGGCAGCUGUCGCGGCGAAAACGAAUAUGAAGACGGAGCUUGUCGAUGUGGGGUCGCAGAAUAAGCUUCUGGCAGAGAGCAACCUUUCCAUUGGUAGUAUACACACCACUGCUUCUCAUUUGUACACACGCACAUACCUGUACUUUCAGUUUAUUCAGCUUGGAAAUUCGCUUUGCUGGGUGAGGGACAUCGUUGAACAGGAGUUUCCUAACCAAGAACUGCUUGUUGCACUCAAGAAACAUCGGCAUUUUCUCGAGGCAUGCGCGUGUGUGGAGGCGUUUCGCAUGGAACUGGACGCAGCGAUUGGCCAUGUGACCCUAUCUCACAGUCUUAUGUGCAUUAAAACUGGGAAGGAGCACGCGAAAAGGAAUCUUCAUGAUAUUUAG
Molecule: messenger RNA, 2826 nt
Organism: Trypanosoma cruzi
Lineage: Eukaryota; Euglenozoa; Kinetoplastea; Trypanosomatida; Trypanosomatidae
Exons: 1
Coding region: 1-2826 (941 amino acids)
Source: RefSeq, a predicted model, not a curated record